Molecule: messenger RNA, 783 nt
Organism: Rotaria sordida
Lineage: Eukaryota; Metazoa; Rotifera; Eurotatoria; Philodinida; Philodinidae
Source: the annotation of a GenBank genome assembly
AUGGCUGGCAGAUCAGUUCAUACACCAGCUGAUCCAUUAGACUCCAAGAACACGACUAUACCAACGCCAAGACGCGAGAAAUUCGAUGUGGAUGACUCUACUCAAGUGAUAGUAAAGAGCCGCAGGAAACUAGGUCCGCUGGCUAUAGGUCUUAUUGUUCUACUCGUGAUUCUGAUUGUAGCGACCGCUGUGACUGUUCCAACCGUUCUUUUAACCCGACGAACAACAGAAUUCUCAACUGUUCCCAAGCCCACUAUUUCGUCUACGAUUCCAUCAACAACAGAAUCCUCAACUGUUUCCAAGCCCACUAUUUCAUCUACGAUUCCAUCAACGACAGUUGUCACUUCGACAAUCGCAGAAACAACGAUGGAUGAUACUACAACGAUGGAUGAUGCUACAACGAUGGAUGAUGCUACAACGACGGAUGAUGCUACAACGAUGGAUGAUGCUACAACGAUGGAUGAUGCUACAACGAUCACUACUACUGUAACAGAGACGACGGGAUGGUUUAACACUGGUAACAUGAAUAUUACACGAUAUAUCUCCAAAGCAUCUGUAUUAACAAAUGGAAAAGUUUUAGUUACUGGUGGAAUAAGUAUGGGUAGUAUCACAAAUAGUACUGAAUUGUAUGAUCCAUUAUCAGAAAGUUGGACAUCAAUUGAUAGUAUGAUUGAUCCACGAGUUUGGCACACAGCAUCCAUAUUAACAAAUGGAAAAGUGUUAGUUACUGGUGGAUACUUUUUUACUGCUUUGGAUAGUUCAGAAUUAUAUCAAUCAUCUUAA